Molecule: messenger RNA, 786 nt
Organism: Lachnellula hyalina
Lineage: Eukaryota; Fungi; Ascomycota; Leotiomycetes; Helotiales; Lachnaceae
Product: NAD(P)H-hydrate epimerase
Exons: 6
Coding region: 1-786 (261 amino acids)
Cellular component (GO): mitochondrion
Molecular function (GO): NAD(P)HX epimerase activity
Source: RefSeq, a predicted model, not a curated record
AUGGCAAUGAAGACACUCUCAGCCAAGAAUGCCGCCGCUCUUGACAAAGACCUCAUGAGCAUCGGAGCUUUCUCUAUUGACCAGCUCAUGGAACUUGCAGGCCUAUCAGUUUCACAAGCCGGUUCGCAUUUCAUCCAUCCUCUGGCUUGCUUUCAUCCCAAGCUUCACUUACUAAGGCCGCCUUAUUUUAUCUCAGUUUUCCGUAUCCAUCCUCCAAGCAGAGGCAGACGCAUCUUAGUCGCCUGUGGACCCGGCAAUAACGGUGGCGAUGGACUCGUCGCAGCGAGACACCUCUGGCAUUACGGAUACAAACCCACGAUAUACUAUCCAAAGCAGAGCAAGAACGAUCUCUAUCAACGCCUAACAAUGCAACUGAAAAACCUCUCCGUCCCUUUCACCGAAGACUUCCCAAAAGCUAUCAAAGAGGCAGAUCACAUCAUCGAUGCUAUCUUCGGAUUCUCCUUCUCUGGCGAAGUCCGUGAGCCCUUCCCAGCCGUCAUCACAUCACUGCAAGAAACCCACCUCCCCGUGACAUCCGUCGACGCUCCCUCGUCCUGGAAUAUCGAGGAUGGCCCACCUCCUUCUGGUCCCGGUGCAAGUUUUAUGCCCGGGGCUCUAGUGAGUCUGACGGCGCCGAAGCCUUUGGUAAAGUUUUUCAAGGGGAGGCAUUUUGUUGGUGGACGGUUUGUGAGUCCAGAUAUUGCACAGAAGUAUGAUUUGGAUUUGCCGGAGUACGAGGGUAUUGACCAGGUUGUUGAGGUUGGAAGUGAUGAGCAGAAAUUGUGA